Messenger RNA from Micromonas pusilla CCMP1545, 969 nucleotides. RefSeq lists its product as uncharacterized. The coding region runs from base 1 to 969 and encodes 322 amino acids. The record is from RefSeq and is a predicted model, not a curated record. Gene Ontology annotation, molecular function: protein binding. The transcript has a single exon. Gene Ontology annotation, cellular component: nucleus. Lineage: Eukaryota; Viridiplantae; Chlorophyta; Mamiellophyceae; Mamiellales; Mamiellaceae.
AUGGGCGACGGCGGCGACGGCGGGUUCGACGCGAUCGUCGCGUCGCGUCGCGACGACGCCGGGGAGGCGAUGCGCGCGUCCAGGGACCUCCCUCCCGGGACGCUCCUCGUGCGCGUCGCGCCCUUCGCGGCGGUGCCCUACCCGGACGAGAUGCGCCGAUCGUGCCACGGGUGCUUCCGAGCGUGCGGCGCGGAGCGCGAGUGCGGCGCGUGCGGCGUCGCGCGGCUGUGCGCGAGCUGCGCGGGAUGCGAGACGACGAAGGCGUACCACGCGUACGAGUGCCACGCGCUCGCGCGGCUGCGCGACGGCGAGCGCGGGCUGACGCUCGCGCACAACGACCUUCGCUUGUUACUUCGCGUGCUCAGCGUCCGCCGACGUCAUCGCGACGUCGUCGCGUCGUCGUACGCGACCGCGGCGAGCGACGCCGCGGCCGCGAGCGGCGACGUCAUCGUCGACGACGUCGACGCGUUCGACGCCCUGAUGUCCGGUGUCGACGGCGGCGACGACGGCGAGCUCCCGGAGUCCUCCAUCGCGAUGCUGCACGAGGUGGCGAAGCAAGCCAAGUUUCUCGUCGCCGCGGAGGCGCGCGCGUCCGUGGACGCCUGCGUGCGAACCCUCGGACGGCUGCAACUGAACGGGUUCGAGAUGACCGCGAGCGCGAGCGAGGAGGAGGAGGAGGGGGGGCGCGGAGGAGGAGGAGGAGGCGGCGGCGGCGGGCAUCGGCCGAUCGGCGUGGGCGUGUACCCGUCGGCUGCGAUGUUUAAUCACGACUGCGCGCCCAACGCGGCGCAGCGGUUCGACGCGUUCGGGUGCGUUCGGGUGGAGACGACGCGGCGGGUGAGGAAGGGCGAGGAGCUCACGAUACCGUACGUGGACGUGAUGCUGGGGAGGGAGGAGAGGAGGGGGAAGUUGAGGAAGAAUUUCGCGUUCGAGUGCGCGUGCGCGCGGUGCGAGCGCGAGGCGGGGUGA